AAUGAGCUUGUUGGCAAAGUUCUGCUUUAGCUGUUUGGUCGUUUCUUCUUUAGCAACCUAUUGCUCUGAUAGCCAGCACUGUUCACACUGUAACAACACAGGCCACUGCAUCACCGACUGCGACCCCGGUUUCUACGACAACAAAUGCAUGUCUAAUUGCAGCAAGAACUGUAGAAACAAGACGUGCUCGAAUUCCAACAUUGGCAGUGAUAACUGCACAUAUGGAUGUGUCCCUGGAUUUCAAGGUACCAGCUGCAACAUCCCAUGUGACAGUCCAGGAGGUAACUGUACAGCAUGUCCAGGUGGUUGUGAUGGAGGAUAUUGUCAGCUGGGAUCAUCCUGUGUGUCUGGAUGUGUGGACUCAUACUACGGGACUGACUGUAAGAAUACUUGCAACACUGGCUGUAGCCACUCCACAUAUUUAAACACGGCAGUGGUUGCACUGUCCUUGUUUUUUGUGUUUUUCACCUUCACAAUACUUGUCGGAAUCGUCCUGAAAUGCUGGCACAUAAAACAAGAGGGAUCACGAGAGCAAGUGGAGGAGGAAUAUCAUCACAUACAAUUCCAAAGAGGAUCUUCACCUGAUACAGUUCGACACACGACUGAAGCAUACGCUGAAGUGGAUGACAACGUCGCGGGUGGAGUGGUGGUCUUCCUCUAGCAUCACCUGGCGUCACGGGUAGAGUGGUGGU
Molecule: messenger RNA, 692 nt
Organism: Haliotis rubra (blacklip abalone)
Lineage: Eukaryota; Metazoa; Mollusca; Gastropoda; Lepetellida; Haliotidae
Product: scavenger receptor class F member 1-like
Exons: 4
Coding region: 2-661 (219 amino acids)
Source: RefSeq, a predicted model, not a curated record